Molecule: messenger RNA, 1456 nt
Organism: Chara braunii
Lineage: Eukaryota; Viridiplantae; Streptophyta; Charophyceae; Charales; Characeae
Source: the annotation of a GenBank genome assembly
AGAGAGAGAGAGAGAGAGAGAGAGAGAGAGAGAGAGAGAGAGAGAGAGAGAGAGAGAGAGAGAAAGUUCGCCGUCGGGAUCUUGCCAUUACCGUCCUAUAGCGAGUCGCUUCUGACAAUGGCCGCGACGGUAGGGAUCGCGGCUGCUAAGGCCGUCGUUGCGCACGUUGCCUGUCGGGAUCGGGAUGCCGCGGCGGACGGAUGUCUUCGGCACGAGGGUCGGGAUAUCGACGCUGUUGCAAGACGACCACGGUCGUUGAGCAGCAUGUUGAGAGGAGAGGCGGGUUGUCGGCCACGUGGCGGGAUUACAGCGUCGUGUCCACGUGGCAUGAUAAGAUCGUGUCCACGUGGCACGGUAAACUCGUGUCCACGUGGCAGCAUGGAAGUAGUAGCGCAGCUGCUGUGGCGACGCGCACAAGCUUUGGAGCCGCGCUCUCAGCGUUCGAAAGGCACACUGGCUAUUCACAGAAAUGCCCCUAGUAGUCGGCCUUCCUAUUGCCACGUGUCCGCCGGGAAACAGGAGGGAAUAUUCCAGGUCGCUUCGUCGCAGACGCUGCCACGUGUCGGUGCUGUUUCCGAUCACCCUCAUCACGCAUCUAGCGCGGAUUUUGGCAGAAUUCAUGCCAGUAGCUUUGACAGAGGGCUCAUCAGGAUAUCAAUGGAACGAGGACGAGGAGGAGGAGGAGAAGGAGGAGGAGGAGGUACGGGUGGAAAACGUGAUGAUGAUCUGACGUGGCGGGCUGCUGAUGCACGAAUGGAUGGGGCUUAUUGCAGCAUCAUUCGCUGGGGUCACGUGGCAUCGCCACGUGUCAUGGUAGGCAGUGGACGUGAGGUUGGAAGAAGAAGCGGACGUGUCCUCCCUCAUAUCCCAAGCUUACAGGGCUGGCAGAGCCCAAUGAAUAUUUUCCGCAGGCAUGGGUCUGGAUCUGGCGGGCACUCGUCUUUGCCGACCCCAGUUCCAGGAGGUCAAUCGGGCAGUGGAAAGGAUGAGCUUUCUUCAAAAGGAAUUUCGUCAACUAGGAAAAGCUUGACCUCACAGCUGGAGCUAGAGGAGGGGGAGCCGGCUGUCGGUGAAAAGAAGGCAUCAUUCAAUGGUGUGUUCUUGUUGUUGCUUAUCAACAUUGGCUUGUGCAUCAUUGACCAUGCACUCAAGCAAGCAAUCCUUUGUUCAUGAAACAUGAGGCCGGGAAUUCCUCACAAACAACCCGGAACAUACACAAUCUCAACACAACGAGAGAUGGUUAAACCAGGGCCCGAAUAUUUGCCAUUUUUGCCGGCAAUUUCGGUGCAAAAUUCUGCGAAAUUUUUCAAAGACAAACAAUAUGGGCUCAUGGUGCAAACAUCAAAAAAAAAAAAAACAGGCCAAAAUCGAACAAAAAAACAAAAAAAAUUUAAAAACACUAUAAAAUCCUAACACAAAACCACUUUCCGAGGUAAAAUGAAGUGUCCAACGAAUU